Molecule: messenger RNA, 2849 nt
Organism: Wyeomyia smithii (pitcher-plant mosquito)
Lineage: Eukaryota; Metazoa; Arthropoda; Insecta; Diptera; Culicidae
Gene: Hsc70-5
Product: heat shock 70 kDa protein cognate 5
Exons: 7
Coding region: 267-2291 (674 amino acids)
Biological process (GO): cellular response to unfolded protein; protein refolding
Cellular component (GO): cytoplasm; mitochondrion
Molecular function (GO): heat shock protein binding; ATP-dependent protein folding chaperone; ATP hydrolysis activity
Source: RefSeq, a predicted model, not a curated record
AGAUGUAAGUUCAUCCGGGCUCGGAGAAGAACGCAUGACGCAAAAGCCGAAAAAUUUCGUUCACUUGAAGUUGAACUUCGUGCAUUAUCAGACGUGUUUUUCGUUUGGGCCCUGCCGUUAAAAUAAAGUGUGUGUGAGUACAGAAAAUACUGUCAAAAACGACAAGAGCUGUUCUGGUAUCUGAAAGCAGAUUCUCCAAAGAAUAUUGCAUCAUAAGUUUUCCAAAAACGUGAUUUUUGCAUCGAAUAACGUUGUAAAGAAGAAAGAUGUUGAAAGCAGCCAAAUUUCUAACCCGCACUCUGACCGAGAACCGAACCGUGUUGCAAAAUGGCGGAAUCCUCGGCAACAGUCUGCAGGCACGAUUCAAAUCCGACACAGUCAAAGGUGCCGUUAUCGGUAUCGAUCUUGGUACGACAAAUUCCUGUGUCGCCGUGAUGGAGGGUAAACAGGCUAAGGUUAUUGAAAAUGCAGAAGGUGCCCGAACAACUCCUUCACACGUUGCUUUCACAAGAGACGGUGAACGGUUGGUAGGAAUGCCGGCGAAGCGACAGGCUGUUACCAAUUCGGCAAACACAUUCUAUGCCACGAAGCGACUGAUUGGUAGACGCUAUGAUGAUGCAGAAAUUAAAAAGGAUUUGAAGAACCUGUCCUACAAAGUAAUGAAGGCUUCUAAUGGAGACGCCUGGGUUCAGGGGUCCGAUGGUAAGGUUUAUUCACCCAGCCAGAUUGGAGCGUUUGUGCUGAUGAAGAUGAAGGAAACGGCUGAGGCCUAUCUGAAUACCAGUGUUAAAAAUGCCGUCGUUACGGUGCCAGCUUACUUCAACGAUUCUCAGCGCCAAGCGACCAAAGAUGCUGGGCAAAUUGCUGGCCUGAAUGUAUUACGAGUUAUAAAUGAACCGACUGCUGCUGCGCUGGCGUACGGCAUGGACAAGAGCGAGGACAAAAUAAUCGCUGUGUACGAUUUGGGUGGUGGUACUUUUGAUAUUUCUAUUCUCGAAAUUCAGAAAGGUGUAUUUGAGGUGAAGUCCACUAACGGUGAUACUCUGCUGGGGGGAGAGGAUUUCGAUAAUCACAUUGUCAAUUAUUUAGUUACUGAAUUCAAGAAAGAACAAGGUAUUGAUAUCACCAAGGACCCCAUGGCGAUGCAACGCCUUAAGGAGGCUGCUGAAAAGGCUAAAUGUGAACUGUCAUCAUCUGUGCAGACCGACAUCAAUUUGCCUUACAUUACGAUGGAUGCUUCAGGGCCAAAACAUUUGAACCUUAAAUUCACCCGCGCUAAACUGGAACAGUUAGUCGGUGACUUGAUCAAGCGAACGAUUGCUCCUUGUCAGAAGGCGCUUUCCGAUGCCGAAGUUGCCAAGUCGGAUAUUGGCGAAGUUUUGUUGGUCGGUGGUAUGACCCGCAUGCCGAAGGUUCAACAGACGGUACAAGAAAUUUUCGGCCGCACACCAUCCCGUGCUGUGAAUCCUGAUGAAGCCGUAGCUGUUGGUGCUGCUGUUCAGGGUGGUGUACUUGCUGGCGAUGUUACGGAUGUGCUGCUUUUGGACGUGACCCCGCUAUCGCUGGGUAUUGAAACUUUGGGUGGCGUUUUCACUCGACUUAUCACUCGUAACACUACUAUUCCAACAAAGAAGUCGCAAGUCUUUUCUACAGCUGCUGACGGUCAGACCCAGGUAGAAAUCAAAGUGCAUCAAGGCGAGCGUGAAAUGGCUUCUGAUAACAAGAUGCUUGGUUCCUUCACACUGGUUGGUAUUCCUCCAGCACCUCGUGGAGUCCCGCAGAUAGAAGUCGUGUUCGACAUUGACGCAAACGGUAUCGUGCAUGUGUCCGCCAGAGACAAAGGAACCGGUAAAGAACAGCAGAUUGUGAUUCAAUCCUCCGGCGGUCUGAGCAAGGACGAAAUCGAGAACAUGAUCAAGAAUGCCGAACAGUAUGCUGCUACCGAUAAGCAAAAGAAGGAGCGUAUUGAAGCGAUCAAUCAAGCCGAGGGUAUUGUUCACGACACGGAAUCAAAGAUGGAAGAGUUCAAAGAUCAAUUACCCAAGGAAGAGUGCGAUAAACUGCGUGAAGAAAUUACUAAGGUGCGUGAAAUUUUAGCCAAUAAGGACGAGGCAGAUCCGGAGGAAAUCCGAAAGACCGUUAGUGCUCUUCAACAGUCAUCACUGAAAUUGUUCGAAAUGGCUUACAAAAAGAUGGCUUCCGAGCGAGAAAGCAGCGGUUCCAGCUCUGGCACUAGCGGCAGCAGUAGCAGCAGUAGUGAAGAAGCUGAAAAGAAGGAGAACAAAAAUUAAAACCACUGUUUCGAAUGCAAAUCAACAAAGCAUCUUGUAAAAAUAUUUCUAGCCAUUAUAUAGAAUUAACAAAAUUUGGUUGAACAUAACGCAAACAAGACGGAACAGCACUUAUACAAAUACAACUAGUAGUAGUAUCUAGUUUCACUGGCUAAACGCUAAUAUCACUUUAUUGAGUUUUUUUAUCAGGCAUGUUCAAAUACUGUGGAUUCCUAUGGAUUGCUUUUUCUUAGAAUCAGUGUAGACCCUAGUUUUUAAAGUGGUUUUAACCUAUAAAACAGCCGUGUCACAUUUAAGUGCAGCUGAAUCUGGUACACCGUGAAAUGUCUGAUUGUAGCAGGUAAAAGGAGAAAUUAUCGAAUAAUUGUCCAAUUAUGUUUCGACUCUGAAAACCAAAUUGAACGCCUCGAGUUUGUUCGAUAAGAAAGUUAGUGAUGAUAACUGUUGUACAGAUAUAUAAAUCUAAUGCGGCGGCACGCUAAGUGUGCCCAAACAAAACAAAAAACAAGCGUCACCCUAUGAGAAUGACUUUAUCGCAAUAAAGUAAGGUUAAUCUGA